Hypanus sabinus (Atlantic stingray) is the source of this 1164-nucleotide messenger RNA. Its product is annotated as general transcription factor II-I repeat domain-containing protein 2-like. The record is from RefSeq and is a predicted model, not a curated record. Lineage: Eukaryota; Metazoa; Chordata; Chondrichthyes; Myliobatiformes; Dasyatidae. Bases 185 to 787 code for a protein of 200 amino acids. The transcript has 2 exons.
AUAAAGCUAUCUUUGACUGCAGUUUACUGACACCGCUACAACGUGUUUUUAUCGCUGGCUGUCCAGACGGAAGGUGCUGAAACGCUUUGUCGCGUGUCUGGAAGAAGUGAAAACUUUCCUGGGCAGCAAAGGGCUCACCUUUCCUGAGCUGGAACAGCCAGAGUGGCUGGAAAAGCUACACUUCAUGGUAGACAUGACAGCGCACCUGAACACGCUGAACACAGCUCUUCAGGGGAAAGGACGUACAGCCCUGCACAUGUUGGAGGAUGUUUUGGCAUUCGAGCGCAAGUUGACAGUGCUUGCCAGAGAUUUACAGAAAGGCACUUUGUCUCACUUCCCCAAUUUGAGAGAGUUCAAACAAGGUCACGACAUGAUAAUUUCGGAGUAUUUACAUUCUGCAAUCAUCGCAAUGCAAACAUCGUUUGGGAAACGCUUCUGUGAGUUCAGAGAGGAAAAAAACACAUUAUCCUUCCCGGUCACUCCCUUAAGCAUCGAUCCUUCCCUACUGAAUACGACUGCAUUGGCAGGUGUGAGUCAACCUGAUCUUGAGAUGGAACUGGCCGACAUAGCCGACAAAGACAUAUGGGUGUCCAAGUUUAGACGCUUGACAGCAGACCUUGAAGAUGUUGCCCGUCAGAAGGCCGUUCUUGCUCAGAAACACAAAUGGAGUGAUAUUGAAAACCUCACAGAUGACAGCUUGCGAUCCUGUGUAAAGAUGAAGGUGACAUCAUACAGCCCUGAUGUGCAGACGCUGUGCGCUGAGGUCCAGGAGCAGAAAUCCCAUUAACCAAGAUGACAGCUGGCUGACGUUAUUUUUGGUUUGCUGCUGGCGGAAAAUUUAAGUUCGGCGUUUUUCAUAAAUACAAGAAGGACUCAAAUAGACAUUGAAUAUUUUACUUAAAAGUAACUUUCAACCCAACGUCUUUUUUUCGGAGUUCAAAAUGUUUUUGUUGCAUGCAGAAAUGUAAUUUCGUUUUCUCUGCAGGAGUUCAUCAAUUUCAUAAAUGCAACACAUUAUAGUUUGUUUAUACAUAGCAUAAAGGCAAAAAAAACGUUGUAUGCAGUGUUAUUUCAUUUUAAAUGUCAAACGGGUUUUGCGGCUCCCAGUGUUUUCUUUUCUGUGGGAAACGGGUCCAAGUGGCUCUUUCAGUGGUAAAGGUUGCU